Molecule: messenger RNA, 2270 nt
Organism: Pteropus alecto (black flying fox)
Lineage: Eukaryota; Metazoa; Chordata; Mammalia; Chiroptera; Pteropodidae
Gene: RAN
Product: RAN, member RAS oncogene family
Exons: 8
Coding region: 26-676 (216 amino acids)
Biological process (GO): ribosomal subunit export from nucleus; protein import into nucleus
Cellular component (GO): cytoplasm; nucleus
Molecular function (GO): GTP binding; GTPase activity
Source: RefSeq, a predicted model, not a curated record
AGACGCUUCUGGAAGUAACAUCACGAUGGCUGCCCAAGGAGAACCCCAAGUGCAGUUCAAACUUGUAUUGGUUGGCGAUGGUGGCACUGGAAAAACAACGUUUGUGAAACGUCAUCUGACUGGUGAAUUUGAGAAGAAGUAUGUAGCUACCUUGGGUGUGGAGGUCCAUCCCCUUGUGUUCCACACCAACAGAGGACCUAUCAAGUUCAAUGUGUGGGACACAGCUGGUCAGGAGAAGUUUGGUGGCCUAAGAGAUGGCUAUUACAUCCAAGCCCAGUGUGCCAUUAUAAUGUUCGACGUAACUUCGAGAGUUACUUACAAGAAUGUGCCUAACUGGCAUAGAGAUCUGGUACGAGUAUGUGAAAACAUCCCCAUCGUGUUGUGUGGCAACAAAGUGGAUAUUAAGGACAGGAAAGUUAAGGCAAAAUCAAUUGUCUUCCACCGAAAGAAGAAUCUUCAGUACUAUGACAUUUCUGCCAAAAGCAACUACAACUUUGAAAAGCCCUUCCUCUGGCUUGCUAGAAAACUAAUCGGAGACCCUAACUUGGAGUUCGUUGCCAUGCCUGCUCUCGCCCCACCGGAGGUUGUCAUGGACCCAGCUUUGGCAGCACAGUAUGAGCACGAUCUAGAGGUUGCUCAGACAACUGCUCUGCCGGACGAGGAUGACGACCUGUGAGAAAGCGAAGCUGGGGCCCAGCGUCAGAAGUCUAGUUUUAUAGGCAGCUGUCCUGUGAUGUCAGUGGUGCAGCGUGUUUGCCACUUUGUUAUGUAGCUAAGCAGAACAUGUGCUUAAUCUGGGAUGCUGAAGGAGAUGAAUGGGCUUCGGAGUGAAUGUGGCAGUUAAAAAAACCUUCAUUUUUUGGACCUGCAUAUUUAGCUGUUUUGGAACGCAGUUGUUUCCUUAUUGAGUUUCAAAUAUAAGAUCGCUACGGUCACAUCACAAUCCUCAGUGGUGAAACCUUGUUUGUUAUUGUCAUUCCCGUUCCUUUCCGUUUAGAAUCAGAAUAAAGUUGUAUUUCAAAUAUCUAAGCAAGUGAGCUCAUCCCUUGUUCAGUAAGCAUUUUAAAACCACUAAUAGGAAAACUGCUGUUAACUAUUUAGAUUGUCUUUACUGUUAUUUAGUUUGGAGUCAGGUUAAAUUCUUGUGUCUUUAUUUUUUGUACAUUUGAACCAUUUCACACAAAUGACAGCUCAACAGUAUUUUAUUUGGUAAGUGGUUCUGUGUAAAUAUUGUCAAUGUGGUUAGCUUGAAAUCAUACCUCCACUAGCCUUCGGGUUUGGGGUGUCAGGGCAGAGCUUGUCCAGGUUUAUGUGGCCCACGUCUUAGACAUUUGAAAUAGGCAUUUUAAGAAUCACAGUUGCUUUUAUCCUACGGCAGAAGUAACUGCUAAUGCGGAGCUUUUUAAAAGUCGCAUGGGCGAAACCAUACAAAUGAUAGCAAGACAGAAGUCUUAUUCGUUAAAAAUGAAUAUAACUGAUGCAUUUAUUUGCUUUUUUAGUGUUAACACGUUUAAUGUAAAGUUGAUGCUACUUUAAAGAUGCCAAAAAUUAAGAAUUUAAGUUAGAUGCACCACAGCUUUAAUGGUUUUUUUUCUGAAUGGUGUUUGUGGGCUGUGCGCGCACACACACACACAGGAACCAGAAUGCUGCAGCAGGAAGGUAGACGUCCGCGUGCCUCAGCAGUGAGAUGGACUACAGAACUCCAUGAGCAUUUAUCUUUUGUGUGGUUUCCACAUUUAAAAAUGAGUUGGGUCUGGCCUGAAUUUGACCCAGUGACACUACUGUAGUAAUUAGUCUUAAAAAAUAAGAGUUACUUUGCUCAUAUAAGUACUGCUAUAGUUUACCAAAGUUCUUUAGGUCCAAUUUUCCUUAAAUGACUUUCUUACCUAAAAAUGGUAGGAAAGGAUCACUUCAAGGACAAUUAAGAUACCAAGGGUAGGAUUGAAUAAAUUUUGAUGUUAAGCUGGUAUGAGUAGAUUCACUUACAGAUUUGAAUUGAUAUAUAUAUGCUAUGCUAUAUUCAAUUCUGAACCAGAUUUUUAAGUCAGGUUUGAGACGUUUCUUCCCAUAAUCAAAACCGUUCAUUCAGAUAAUUUGGUAUAAGGAAUAUGUUGUUUGUAACAUGUAGAAUGCAAGUGUGGCAGAUAUCCUGAAUCUUAAAUGUAACAGUUGAAUUUUGGAAGCUGCUUGUUUAAUAUGGGGUGGGAGAGAAUUUACAAGUCAUUGGAAGAAAAUAUUGCUGCAAAAUACAUUGCUUUACUUUGCUUGGA